Sarcophilus harrisii (Tasmanian devil) is the source of this 1927-nucleotide messenger RNA. It is a transcript of the gene CHST11, whose product is annotated as carbohydrate sulfotransferase 11. Gene Ontology annotation, molecular function: sulfotransferase activity. Lineage: Eukaryota; Metazoa; Chordata; Mammalia; Dasyuromorphia; Dasyuridae. Gene Ontology annotation, biological process: proteoglycan biosynthetic process; carbohydrate biosynthetic process. The transcript is spliced from 3 exons. Gene Ontology annotation, cellular component: membrane. The record is from RefSeq and is a predicted model, not a curated record. The coding region runs from base 623 to 1681 and encodes 352 amino acids.
GGCGGGGGAGCGCCGAACGCUCCUCCCCGGCGCUCAGGUUCCUCCUCUGGUCCGGCCGGCUCUCUGCAGGCUCCCUCCCCUCGCCGGCGGCCGGCGAGUUGCAUUGGUAAAGCCCAGCUCGGGAAUAUAGCCUGGGAGCGCAAUGAAGGAGCCCUUGUGAGCGCGAGGGGUCUGCCCAGCAGCGACGUCGGUGGCUGCCGAGGCAGCAGCGGCGGCGGCAGCGGCGGCAGGAGCAGCGGGAGGAAGGAGAGCAGCUUUCCCAUCGCAGCCACAGGCGCGGGGAGGCAGCGGCGGAGGAGAAGGAGAAGGAGGACGAGGACGGGGAGGAGAGGAGCGAGGCAGGCAGGGCAGCCGGGCGCCGAUCGCACUUCCCCACCAACUCCGGCCCCUUCCCUUCCGAAGCCCGGCUCGGAGCUGGGGAGCGCCGGACGGGGGAGAGCCUGAGAGAAGGGGUGCCAGCUCUUGCGAGCGGCCGGCCGGCAGCCCGGCAGACACCGCCCCCACCCCGCCCGGCUCGUCCUCCUCUCCAUCCUCCGCAGCCCCCGGUGCGCCCCGGCUCCCGGGCUCCCGCGCCCCGGGCGCGCCAUCCCCGCUUCGGCCAGCCCGCGUCCCGGACAAAGCCAUGAAGCCAACCCUGUUCGAAGUGAUGAGGAUGAGUCGAAUUUGCAGGAUGGCUCUGGUCACUUGCUUGGGAUCCUUUAUCCUAGUCAUCUUCUAUUUCCAAAGUAUGUUGCAUCCAGUCAUGCGGAGGAAUCCCUUUGGAAUGGACAUCUGUUGUCGGAAGGGCUCUAGGAGUCCACUUCAGGAACUCUACAACCCAACUCAGCUGGAGCUCUCCAACACGGCCAUUCUGCACCAGAUGCGGCGGGACCAAGUCACGGACACGUGUCGGGCCAACAGCGUGACCAGCAGGAAGAGGCGGGUCCUGACUCCCAACGACCUCAAGCACUUGGUGGUGGACGAGGACCACGAGCUGAUCUAUUGCUACGUGCCCAAAGUUGCUUGCACAAACUGGAAGAGGGUCAUGAUGGUCCUGACCGGGAGGGGCAAAUACAGCGACCCCAUGGAGAUCCCCGCCAACGAAGCCCACGUCUCGGCCAACCUGAAGACCCUCAACCAGUACAGCAUCCCAGAGAUCAACCACCGCUUGAAAAACUACAUGAAGUUCCUGUUCGUCCGCGAGCCCUUCGAGAGGCUGGUGUCGGCCUACAGGAACAAGUUCACGCAGAAGUACAACACCUCCUUCCACAAGCGCUACGGGACCAAGAUCGUCAAGCGCCAGAGGAAGAACGCCACGCAGGAGGCGCUGCGCAAGGGCGAUGAUGUCAAGUUCGAGGAGUUCGUAGCGUACCUCAUCGACCCGCUCACCCAGAGGGAAGAGCCCUUCAACGAGCACUGGCAGACGGUGUACUCCCUCUGCCAUCCCUGCCACAUCCAUUACGACCUCGUCGGCAAGUACGAGACUCUGGAAGAUGACUCCAAUUACGUGCUGCAGCUGGCGGGAGUCGGCAGCUACCUGAAGUUCCCCACCUAUGCAAAGUCCACGAAAACUACUGAUGAAAUGACCACAGAGUUCUUUCAGAACAUCAGCAUGGAGCACCAAACGCAGCUCUAUGACGUCUACAAACUGGAUUUUUUAAUGUUCAAUUACUCAGUGCCAAGCUACCUGAAACUGGAGUGAAGAGGGGGGAAAGAGAGAAUCGUGCUUGUUUUUAUUUAAGAUUUUUAUUUGUCGAGAUAAAUAUAUGGAUAUUGGGUUAUUUUGUAAAUUAAUAUUUCUUUGGGGAUAGUGCUGCGAGCAGCACGGUUGGAAUUAUUUAAAAAAAAAAAUCCUCCUGGAGGGAAGGACAGCUCUCUUUGCGGGGUAACAAGAUGGCGGUGUCCUUGUUCUGGAAAUGAGUACUGCAAACACUGUUUUUCAAAGGUC